This is a messenger RNA of Effrenium voratum, 471 nucleotides long. The record is from the annotation of a GenBank genome assembly. NCBI's taxonomy places the organism in Eukaryota, Dinophyceae, Suessiales, Symbiodiniaceae.
AUGCUGAAGAUGCUGCAACAUGACUGGGGCAUGGAUGAAAACUUGGCAAAGAUAUUUUACACGUAUUUUGGCGGUGACAUCUACACCACCAAGCAGGCUUUGGAUAGCCUCGUAGAGAAGAAGGAUAACUUCAACCCAUUUGCAGUUGUGGACUGCCCUGGCUUACCAUCCUGUGUGGAAGAUCCGGAGGCGAGGGCGCACCUCGAGAACAUGGCGAAACAAGGCUUUUCGCCCGUGCGAAAUGUCAAGACAGACAAGGGUGCGAGGAUGAUAGCGGAGGAGAAUGUCGGGGGUGUGAUUAAGGAGGGUGCCAUCACCUUCGGUUUGCCCGACAUCUUCACAAACACGUCCUGUGAGUGGGCAGUCAUUCCGUCUUCCUACCACAUGCGCCUCAAGAUUGCCGACAAGCUCAAGAACAUCUUUCCAUCAGGACGGCCGGGGGCAAGCCGACUUGGAGCUCUUCUCAUUUGA